Salvelinus namaycush (lake trout) is the source of this 7067-nucleotide messenger RNA. RefSeq names its product selenocysteine insertion sequence-binding protein 2-like. The transcript has 19 exons. Gene Ontology annotation, biological process: selenocysteine incorporation. The record is from RefSeq and is a predicted model, not a curated record. Bases 199 to 4068 code for a protein of 1289 amino acids. Gene Ontology annotation, cellular component: ribonucleoprotein complex. NCBI's taxonomy places the organism in Eukaryota, Metazoa, Chordata, Actinopteri, Salmoniformes, Salmonidae. Gene Ontology annotation, molecular function: selenocysteine insertion sequence binding; ribonucleoprotein complex binding; mRNA 3'-UTR binding.
UUCUGCCAUUCCAUUUCUACGUUGACACAUUCAGAGCUAGCCGAGCUAGCUAGGCAGCAACAGUUCAACUAGGCAGAGGUAAAACAGGGUGUGUUUCACACAAGUGUCUCAACAUUUACAAUGAAGAAAAUUAAAUCGCCUAUAUCUUGACGACCACUGCGUGCUCAAUGACGGUCUGCCGCGGUCUCAGCGAUUGACAUGGACUCUUGUGAUAAGGAUGUGAAACUGUCAGCUGAAGUGGAGCCGUUUAUCCCACAAAAGAAAGGUCUGGAAGGAGCGCUGGUCACCAUGAGCCUGUCUGGAGGAGGAGAAGGAGGAGGGGGGGUAGAGCCCACCCCUAUCCCCAACUACCUCAUCACCUGCUACCCUUUUGUCCAGGAGAACCAACCCAACAGACAACAGCACCACAUGUAUAGCGGAGGAGGGGACCUGCGCUGGCAGCAGCCCAACCCCAGCCCAGGUGGUCCGUACCUAGCUUACCCCAUCCUGUCCUCCCCCCAGCCUCCAGUCUCCAACGACUACACCUACUACCAGAUCAUGCCUGCCCCCUGCCCCCCCAUGAUGGGCUUUUACCAGCCCUUCCCAGGAACGUACGCCGGGCCCCUGCAGCCUGGCGUGGUAAACCCUGUAUCAGCUGACGUCAGCGAGAGACCGGACCCUCUCGGACAGGUGUUUGGACUAGCUAAUCAGAGAGGAGGGAGGGGCAUGGUCAGACCUGCCGUUCUACCCAAGUCCAUGUUCUAUCAGCAACAGCAGGUGGGGUUGUGUCAGCCCCUGAGGGCCAGGAGGCCCCCUAUGAGGACUGUAGCUGUCCAGAAGGAGGUGUGUUCCUCGGGGCCAGACGGACGGACCAAGACAGUCCUACUGGUGGACGCUGCCCAACAGACUGACUUCCCAGGGGACAGUGCAUGUGGUCGUGGUGCGGAACGGGAGCAGGCCAGUCCCCUGCUGUGGAAGAACCUUCCCCGGAGAAGGCGGGCCUCGCACCCUGCCGAGAGCUCCAGUGAGGCGGACAUCGACAGCGACAGCGGAUACUGCAGCCCCAAACACAACCAGCAGGCCCCGGGUGCUACACAACACACUGCCCACGCUGCUGUAGCUCCUACGGGAGUGGAUGCAGGUGUAAUGACAGCGGUAAGCUGGGUGAACGUAGCGUCUCAGGCCUCUCCGAGGCCGUGGUUAGACAACAGGACCACCCCGUUCCAACGGACAGGGAAGACCCCUGAUCAGAGAAACUACUCGCAGCAGGACUUCCAUGCAGGGUACUCAGGGGGGCGUGUCUGUUCUAACCCCACCCCCGCAGACAGCAACUGUGGUCUGCGGCAGAGACGGCUCCAGCCCGGACUGGGCCCUGGGACGGUGCUUGCUCCUGAGCCCCUCUACUUUGAGGAUGAGGAUGAGUUUCCAGAGCUGGUCUCAGGAGGGGCACAGAGGAACAUCAAACCAGACCCUAACCCUUCCCAGAACCAACACCAGUCCAAACUAACCAAGAACCUGCUGGAUAACCUUCCAGAGAACUCUCCCAUCAACAUCGUCCAGACCCCCAUCCCCAUCACCACCUCCGUCCCCAAGAGGGCCAAGAGUCAGAGGAAGAAGGCCCUGGCCGCUGCCCUGGCUACAGCACAGGAGUACUCUGAGAUCAGCAUGGAGCAGAGGAAACUACAGGAGGCACUGACCAAAGCAGCAGGGAAGAAGAGUAAGACUCCAGUCCAGUUGGACCUGGGAGACAUGCUGGCUGCUCUGGAGAAACAGCAGCAGGCCAUGAAGGCUCGACAAAUAACCAAUACUAAACCACUGUCCUUCACAGUGGGUACAGCAGCCCCGUUCCAUGGUUCAGGUGCCGGGCCGGGAGCAGGGUCCGGUAUAGUAUCAAUGUUGAAGGCCCAGCAGGCCCACUCUGCCCCCCUCAACAUGCUGGACUCCAGCGCUCCACGCCUGAAGAGAGGGAAGGAGAGAGAGAUCCCUAAAGUCAAACGACCCACCGCCCUGAAGAAGAUCAUUCUGAAGGAGCGUGAGGGGAAGAGGGGGAAGGGGUGUGUGGAUCAGAUUGCUACCAGCCAGGAAGAACAGGGAGAAGAGGAGCUACACUUCACUGACGACCUCACACGGGAACCUGCCUCUCAGGAGGGUAGGUACCAGGUCAGGGGUCAGAGAGAGGAGGAGCUACACUUCACUGACGACCUCACACGGGAACCUGCCUCUCAGGAGGGUAGGGUCAGGGGUCAGAGAGAGGAGGAGCUACACUUCACUGACGACCUCACACGGGAACCUGCCUCUCAGGAGGGUAGGUACCAGGUCAGGGGUCAGAGAGAGGAGGAGCUACACUUCACUGACGACCUCACACGGGAACCUGCCUCUCAGGAGAGUAGGUACCGGGUCAGGGGUCAGAGAGAGGAGGAGCUACACUUCACUGACGACCUCACACGGGAACCUGCCUUUCAGGAGGGUAGGUACCGGGUCAGGGGUCAGAGAGAGGAGGAGCUACACUUCACUGACGACCUCACACGGGAACCUGCCUUUCAGGAGGGUAGGUACCGGGUCAGGGGUCAGAGAGAGGAGGAGCUACACUUCACUGACGACCUUACACGGGAACCUGCCUCUCAGGAGGGUAGGUACAGGGUCAGGGGUCAGAGAGAGGAGGAGCUACACUUCACUGACGACCUUACACGGGAACCUGCCUCUCAGGAGGAGAACGGUCUGAGCGUGCCCAGUGAUGACGCGUCCCUGUCCCCGGCCAGUCAGAACUCUCCGUACAGCAUCACGCCUGUUUCCCAGGGAUCCCCUGGCUCCUCCGGCAUCGGCAGCCCCAUGGCCUCUAACGCCAUCACCAAGAUACACAGCCGCCGCUUCAGAGAGUACUGUAAUCAGGUGUUGAAUAAGGAGAUAGAUGAGAGUGUGACGAUGCUGCUGCAGGAACUGGUCCGGUUCCAGGAGAGGGUUUAUCAGAAGGACCCCAGCAAAGCCAAGACCAAACGCAGACUGGUCAUGGGCCUUAGAGAGGUCACCAAACACAUGAAGCUCCACAAGAUCAAGUGUGUCCUCAUCUCACCCAACUGUGAGAAGAUCCAGGCCAAAGGGGGUCUAGAUGAGGCUCUGUACAACGUCAUAGCCAUGGCCAGAGAACAGGAGAUCCCGUUUGUGUUUGCUCUGGGUAGGAAGGCUCUCGGACGCUGUGUCAACAAACUGGUGCCGGUCAGUGUGGUGGGCGUCUUCAACUUCUCUGGAGCAGAGGGUCUGUUUAACCGGUUAGUGUCUCUGACGGAGGAUGCUCGUAAGUCCUACAAGGACAUGGUGUCAGCGCUGGAGCAGGAGCAGGCUGAAGAGGCGCUGAAGAACGUCAAGAAGGUCACCCACCACAUGGGCCACUCCAGGAACCCCUCCGCUGCCUCCGCCAUCUCCUUCUGCUCCGUCAUCUCUGAACCCAUCUCUGAGGUCAACGAGAAGGAGUACGAGACCAACUGGAGGAGUAUGGUGGAGUCGUCAGAUGGGCUGGAGCCUGUGGAGGCUAAACCCAGCCAUCCUGCUGCUUCCUCUGGGUUGCAGAGAGACAACCAGCCCCCCUCCACCACCACCAACCGCAGCCCUUACUCCACUACCCUCCAGCUCAGAGCAGCCGUCCCUGCUCCAGGCUCAGGCCCGGGGGAGAGAGAGGAGGGCCGGGCAGACGACCGCUUGGAGCUGGCCUCCCAGCAGAGCACGGAGACAGGCAGUUUGGAUGGGAGCUGCAGGGACCUCCUCAACUCCUCCAUCACCUCCACCACCUCCACCCUGGUCCCCGGUAUGCUGGAGGAGGCAGAGGAAGAGGAGGAGGAGGAGGAAGAGUACACACCAGAGCCCAUCUCUGUGGAGGUGCCUGCGGUCAUCAGCCGUAUUGAGUGCUGGGUGUCUAAGACACUGGAGAACCUUCAGCUGGGGAAGAGCCAGGACAGCACAGAGGAGGAGGAGGAGGAAGAGGAGGAGGAGGAGGGAGUGCAGAGUGAGGAGGAAGAGGAGUUGGAUUCUGCUGAUGUCACAGAGACUGGGCUGGAGAGGACGGAGAAGAUGGAGGCCAAUAAUAUCACUGGCUGAUUAGACCUCAUUCAUCCCUCUUUCCCUCUCUCUCUCUUUCUCUUUUUUGUUUCUCGCUAAGUUCGCUCUGUGUACACUCCAUCACUUGUCUUCCUCGCUCCCCCCCUCUCACCUGUUCCCCUAACCUGCACUCUUUCACCUCUAUCACACACUCUCAACCCCCCCCCUCUCUCUUUCUCACAGUUGAACCAGCAACUCUCCUCUGUCUAACUUUGGACUUCAGACAUUAUCUCAGGAAUCAGACCACACACACACACACACACACACACACACACAGACCAACCUUCAAACUACAGACAGCCGUAUCUCUCCUGGUCUCUCUGAUGGAUAGACUCCUCUGUUCCUCUCAUCCUCCUCUCACUGAUGUUGACCUGAAACAACUGCCUCACCUAAACUGGUCUGGUCGGUCUGGCAUCGACUGGUCUGGUCUGACAUCGAAUGGGCUUGACUGGUCUGGUCGGGCUAAGGGAAGCCCUGGUUCCCUUCCCACCACUCCAAGUUUCCCCGGGAUAGGAAGAGGCUGUGAGGAGAGGCUUCCCCUCUGUCUGUCUGUAUGAUGCAGAGCCAUCGAGAUGAUAGAACUGUCAAUGAGACUGCUGACUAUAAAGACUAACUAGAAGAGAACUCUCCCUCCUUUCAGAGAGCCACCCUCCCUCUGUCAUCCCUGGGUUAUUCAUAGUGAAGGUCCGAUGGUUCAGUCCAAGCAGAAGGUUGCUGAGCCCCUGCAGGGCUGGGAGUUUACAGCUGGAAGUGUGUGUGUCUCCGUCCCAUCAUCAAAAGACUUAUGUUACAUCGUUGUCAUCCUUCCCAUGUUUAUUACCUUCAUCUGCCUCCUCAUAUGUUCCCCCACUGUGUCGCUACAGCUUUAUCUCAAUACAUUACAACUUCAUUCUGUUCUGCGUUGUUUGUUCCCCCACUGGGUUGUCAUAACAUGCUCUGGGAGGGAGGAGCUUGCGUAGGAUACUUAUUGGUUGUUUGCUUGUGUAUUUGUUUCCUAUUGGCUUUAGGACUACCUGCAACCUGAGGUUAGUUUACAUCACCUGGGCUGCGUUGUUCAGAUAGAAAAUAUGAUUGUGUAGAACAGCCAUGCCUCUCUGACAUGUAGAGGAAUCACGUCAGCUCUAUUCAUGGUGGUUCUAUCUGCAGCGUGACCCUGAUUGGAUACACAGGCUGUCUCCCAAAACCAAUCUAAAACCUUGUUAGGGUUACAAAAUUCCCAGCUUUUCCAGGAAUCCUGGUUGGAAGGUUCACAGAAUCUGUUGGGAAUAAGCAGAAAAUACGUAAUCCUCCAACCUUGGAAUUUCGGGAAAGUUGCUGGAAUUUGUAAACCUACAUGAUGUGUUUCUGACAUUGGUCAACCAUCACAGUAAUCAUGUAGUAUUUUCAGUGGGUGUGAUUUAAAGGGACAUCUCACCACUUUUUAACCUCAUAGUCAAUAUCUCCAGGACCAAACCAAUGUCUACUAAUGUGAAAAUGGCGUGUUAAAAAGUAAUGGCGUGUCCCUUGAAAACAUGAAUGAUAUGACAUGUCACAUGACAUAUACUAACAGUAUCUGAAACCAGAACAAAUGUCUGAUGUACAUAACCUGUAUAGCUGUUUCUGAGACUCUUUAACCUGUAUAGCUGUUUCUGAGACUCUUUAACCUGUAUAGCUGUUUCUGAGACUCUUUAACCUGUAUAGCUGUUUCUGAGACUCUUUAACCUGUAUAGCUGUUUCUGAGACUCUUUAACCUGUAUAGCUGUUUCUGAGACUCUUUAACCUGUAUAGCUGUUUCUGAGACUCUUUAACCUGUAUAGCUGUUUCUGAGACUCUUUAACCUGUAUAGCUGUUUCUGAGACUCUUUAACCUGUAUAGCUGUUUCUGAGACUCUUUAACCUGUAUAGCUGUUUCUGAGACUCUUUAACCUGUAUAGCUGUUUCUGAGACUCUUUAACCUGUAAUAUUGAUGAUAAUAUUGUGUUAAUCUAUUUGGGGUUGUUUUCUGAGUGGAUUGUUUUUUGUUGUUGUUGCUAGCUGACUUCUGUGUUUUACUAUAGCCCUCUGGUUUAACUUGGUUUAGGUCCCAGUCCAUUGACCGGUGGUAGCGUGUGUGUUUGUUGGGGUGGACAGGUAAAUGUACUGUAACUAGCUAUUAUCAGUGACUAUUUGGGUUUGAAACUGACAGGUAGUCCAACUUGACCCAGGACAUGUGACUCACUAGUAACACAGGGGUCAAAGCCACCACAGGAGCCUCUGAAUAUUCAUGAAGUAAUUAUCCACCUCACCAGUUAUAACCAAGUAAAUAUAAUGUUUGAACUACAGUGUAUUAAACACCCCAAUCACCUUUUUCUUAAAGACAUUUGAUAGAAAAAAUAUGAAUAAGUUGAUAAUGUAAUUUGAUGGUAAAUGAUAUAGAAAUCAAGUUAUGUAUUAUUAUAUGGAGGAGGAUCCCAUGUAUAGGAGUGGCAUGCUGGGUCAUAUGCAAUAUGAAGGAAGGAGGGAUGAGAGAGGGAGUUGUGUAAUAAAUAGACAGUCAGGAGUUGGGUCAAUUCAUUUUCAAUUCAGGAAGUGAAUUGAAAUUCAACUGACAAAAAUGUAAUUGAGAAAAAAAAUGUAUCUGUCAAUUGAAAACGGACCAUGUUUUCUAUGAGGGUUUUCUGAAUGAGCUGAAUUGAGCCCUUCCUGAUAUAGGUGAUAACGACGGUGUGUCUCGUACUAAAAUCUACGCUGGCUGUGUGCAGGUUUCUCUGUAACUCUCAUCAGUGUGUUUUGGAGCCAUGACAACCAGUCCUUUGCACUAUGUAAAUACCAUAAUACUUGUAACCACCUUCUGGUAACUAAUGUCAAAACAAAAUGGUUGACUGAAGUAGCUUUUCUUUUCCCAGUGUGUCCCUGGUCUUUCUAUGUCUCUUUCUGACUGUACAGGACUAGCAACAUGUAGAGGCUUUUCUCAUAACGUUACUGUUCUCUUCUUCAUCUGGACUGAUUAAUAAUGUCAUUAAAAUGUUUAAGUAAACUACA